GUUGCGCCUCCUGGCGGGCGGCAGCGCGGGUGCGGCGUUGGACGAGAAGGAGGAGGAGGAGGAGAAGGGAAGAAGCCGAAGAAGAAGCCGGCGGGGGCCUGGCUGAGACCCCGAGGGGUGCCGGAGUGACCUGGGGCCCGAGCCCUGGCCGCAGGCACACCCCAUGCCGGCCUCCCAGCCCGAGCGGCACCCCGGCCCUGCCCGCCGGCCCUCAGCGCGGGCCCUGCAGCCGUGGCGGAGCGCAGCGAGACGCCGACCUGAGCCCGGCUCGGCGCCGCCACAGCGCGGGUGACAGCUCUCCGAGCAGCAGCCCCGGAGGAUGGAAGAGAAAAGCAUGCUGUGUGACUUCUUUGAAGAGGAGAAACUUACCAGUUCCAGGGAGGAGAGCACUGAAGGUGAUGUGAAGACAUUUUGGACACAAUUGGGAGGUAGAAGAGUGGACAUCAUAUUUGAGCAGCUGCAAAAUGUGCUGUCCUUGCUGAAGGAAAAGAUCAAGAAUGGAACUGCAACAAACCAAGAAUGCUGGCAGGCUUGGGCACUGGUGAAUGAAGCUAAUCUAGGUGAUCUCUUAACCUUGCCAAAUGUAAGUGACGAGUUGAAUGGAGAUGGUGCACAGGAAACCAAACCCAAAAUUCAGCCUCUUCUUCCAGGUGACAAUGCUGCAGACACUGUAGAAGCUUCUGACAGCGAAAAAGAGGACAUGGAAAGAACUUGCUCAGGGAGUAAAGAAGCAUCUAGCAAAAUUCAAGGUUUACCUUUAAAUGUGCAGUAUCAGAACCAUAAGUGCUCUAGUGCAUGUCUUGUCAACAGAGCAGUGGGUUCCUACAGGGGUGAAAAUCCUCUGAAGAUCCCCAUCCUGUUUGACUUCCAAAGACGCCAUGCAAAAGCAGACUGCCUUUCAAAGCCGCUGGAUGUGAAUUACAAAGCUCCUUGUGGUCGGAGUCUGAGAAGCUUUCGAGAUGUGCGGAACUACUUGUUUGAAACAGAGUGCAAUUUCUUGUUUGUUGAUCACUUUUCCUUCAACACCUAUGUACUGUUGGGUAGGAACACCAUGAAUCCCGAGCCCCUGGUGUUUGAGUUUGAUAUUAGCGAUGGAGCCGAGUCUGUGCCCGUCUCCUUCUGUAACAAUCUCGACCACGCAAGAUUGCCUUAUUUCAAAUAUCGGAAGUCAUCGUGGCCACGUGGAUAUUAUCUCAACAAUCUCUCCAGCCUGUUUGUUGAUUCCUGUGACUGCACAGAUGGCUGCAUCGAUAGGUCAAAAUGUGCAUGCCUACAGCUAACAGCAAGAGGCUGUAGUAAAAUUUCUCAGUCUCCAAGUAGUAAAAGAUCUCGUGGGUACCAUUACAAAAGACUGGAGGGACCUGUUCCUAGUGGGAUUUAUGAGUGUAGUGUGCUGUGCAGGUGUGACAAGCUGAUGUGUCAGAACAGAGUUGUACAGCAUGGCAUUCAAGUCAGGCUGCAAGUGUUCAACACGGAGAAGAAGGGCUGGGGUGUCCGCUGCCUGGAUGACAUCGACAAGGGGACAUUUGUUUGUACUUACUCAGGCAGAUUAAUGAGCAGAGCUGAAGUUUUGGGAGAUGCUGAGCAAGAGCUGAAGGAGAAAAGUGCAGUGAAUGAUAGAGGCCAUGACUUUUCUUCCAAAAAAAGAAAACUUGACCUUGGUCGUUCAGACUCAGUGAUUGAACUAGUGCAGACUGACAAAAAUUACAUUCUUGAGAAUCAGGAUUCUUUGUCUCAGACUGUGGAUAAUGAAAAUAAAUCAAUUCUAGUUCAUCAGAAGAACUCAAGUAAUGCAGCAGUGAGGAGGCCUGGAACUAGAACACUUGUUUUUCGCAAUCACCAGCUAAAAAUGGUAGUGCACAGUACCAGCUCAGAUGAAGAUGAUAGUUCUCAGAUUCAUCAGCCAAGCAAAACAAAACUAACCAGUGGAACAAAGAAAGGAAAACAAAAAUCCACCCAGCAGCAGAAGGGAGAACAUCUGAUGGACAUUGGACAGACUGACUCUGCUGGUGUAGAGAGUGCAAGAUGUGAAAGGAAGAGUCUGUCACUGCAGGGUGUUGAGUGUGGCAAGUCCACUGUGCUGGAUGACACCUGUGUUGUGAGGCCAUCCAGCAAUGCACCCCUAAAAACUGACUGCAAAGACAAUAGCAGGCAGCAAAAACAAGAUGCACUUAGUGAGGAGUCUGAGGGUGAUGGGAUGCUUCCCAAGAACAGUAAUGAAGAAAAUAUUUAUGUACUGGAUGCCACAAAAGAAGGAAAUGUGGGUCGUUUUCUAAAUCACAGUUGCUACCCAAAUCUCUUUGCACAAAGUGUGUUUGUAGAAACUCACAACAGAAGUUUUCCAUGGGUGGCAUUCUUCACAAACAGGCAUGUGAAAGCUGGAACCGAGCUCACCUGGGAUUAUGGUUAUGAAGCUGGAAGCAUGCCAGAGACAGAAAUUUCCUGUCACUCCCUCGGGAAUGGCUGCUCGGCGGCGGUGCCGGGCAUGGGUAUCGAACCCAGGCAUCGGGCCGUACCCCCCGGCGCGCCCGGCGGUGGCCCGGACACACCUCCCUUAUCACGUGACCGGCGCCUCAGCGGCGCGCCUUCCCGCCAGCCACGCGAGGGCCCGCAGCCAAUCAGCGCCGCGCAGGUGUGCGGGGAGGAGCAUCGGUGGGCGCCCCCGCGCAUGCUCCGUGGCCCGGCCGGGCGCGCUCACUUCCGCGCGGGAGAGUUGAGGGCGGGGGAGGGGGCGACGGUAGGAGUGACGGCUCGCGCGAGUCGGGCCGCGAGCGGGCGUUUUCCUGCUCUAGGUGCUUUCUGGAUAAUGGCGAAGAUGGUGAGAACGACAUGUGCGUUUUGUUCAGAAGGGGAGGCUGGCUCUGUGAUGUAUAUCGCCACAGAGAGAAAUAUUGCAGCUCAUCAGGAUUGUCUGUUAUUUUCCUCAGGAUUUGUGGAAUCUGAAGAUCAUAACCCAGAAAAUCUGGAAAUAAGGUUUGAUGUGUCAUCAGUGUUAAAGGAGCUCAGGAGAGGAAAGCGGCUGGUGUGCAACUUCUGCCGCAAGAAGGGGGCCACGGUGGGCUGCGAGGAGCGCGCGUGACGCAGGAGCUACCACUUCUUCUGUGCCCUCUGCGACGAUGCCGCUGUGGAGACCGACGAGGUCAACGGCGUCUACAGAGUGUUCUGCCCAAAACAUGACCCAGGGAAUAGGACCAAUCGCUAUGAUGCAGCUAAUAAGAAAAGAAGACGUACAUUGACAUCUCCCACCAUCACAGAAGAAAUGACCACAGAAGAGACAGCAGAAGAAAACAGUUUACGAAUACUAAAAAGAAAAAACAACAGGCAUAAAGUUCGGAUAGACUUUGUUAGGAAGUGCAAACAAGCUGGGCUUCUGGAUGAUAUAUUUGAAGAAAUGCUGGACACACUUCACCUGGCUCAGGAAAAACUGAUGGAUGACAACACUUCAGAAACAGAGUAUGAAGAGACAGUGAUGGCACUGUUUGACUGUGGACUGUUUGAAAAUAUACUGACAAAUAUUUAUUCAGGAACAGAAGAAAAAAUCCAGAAACUUAUGGAAAACAGAAAAAGACUGGAUCACAAGAUUGAGCUGCUGCAGGACUUAAAAGAAGUCAUCCUUCCUACUCCAGAGAACAUGGCCAGUACAUCCAGUACAGUGUCUGAAUAACCCCUCCCUGUGAUGGUGCAAUUGUUAGGAUUUUUAAUGAUAAAAACCAUAGACCAGUCUGAUCAGUGCCCAAUGCCCCAGCCACAAGAUGAGGGCUGAAUGGGUGCAAGAAUGUGGUGUUAUACUCAUUUUUAUACCUCACUGUUGCAAUACUUUAAAGUCCUUCAAGUUUUCAAACUUUCCUCUUCAAAUUUUUCCCUGGUUCCACUAUAAAUUUCUAUUUACAUUGCACAAUGGACUAUAAAUGAGUGUCAUUAACUAAAUUUAGCUUUUGCAAAAACUCAACAGAACCCUCCAGGGAAGACUUCUUUUCUCAAAGCCAGGGGAGUGUUCAGCUGCCACAGAACACUUGCUAAAUUCACUUAAACUGUGGGAGCCCUCUCCUGGCUGGGCAGUAGUGCCUCACUGUCUGUGUCUAGACAGGGAUGUUUGAAGGAUCAUAGUGCUGCUGUGGCUUUCCCAAAAAAGAUAAAUGAGCAGGACUCGCACCCAAAGAAGCCUUCUGGAUUACAAACAGGAGUUUAAUUUAAAAAGCCAAAUUAUUCUUUAUUGACUGGUCAAAGUGCACUGUUCCUGCUAUAAUGGCAGUGGUAAAGCAGUGGUUUGCAGGCAGACCAGAAAGGGUUGGGCAUUAUACUCAGAACAAGUACAAUGUCAAAUGGAGCAAAACAGUGACUGGAUCUUCCCUUCUCCAUUAAGAAAGGGUUCAACUUUCAUGUGUUUUGUCUUUAAAAUACCGUUUGAAUACAAAAAAGCCACAACAGGCUAAGUUAAUAAAAUAAAACAUUUUUUAAAGGA
Messenger RNA from Camarhynchus parvulus, 4462 nucleotides. RefSeq names its product histone-lysine N-methyltransferase SETDB2-like. The record is from RefSeq and is a predicted model, not a curated record. Gene Ontology annotation, cellular component: nucleus. Gene Ontology annotation, biological process: heterochromatin organization; negative regulation of gene expression. Gene Ontology annotation, molecular function: DNA binding; histone H3K9 methyltransferase activity; protein binding. The transcript has 24 exons. Lineage: Eukaryota; Metazoa; Chordata; Aves; Passeriformes; Thraupidae.